GGAAGAUGUCUAAAGGGGGCGAUGGUGCCUCCAUGUCUCAGAUCCGGUUACACAUAGAUGCUUAGCGACAGUCUCCGGCACCAACGUCGCCGCUCUUAUAACUGCCCGUUUGAGGGGCGUGGUAUUGACUUUGCCCCCACACACUUACGACACAUCGCUCGACGGCAUGAGUACCACCUUGUCGGUGCUGCUAUCCAUCUUCCUGCUCUACUGCGCCAAGAAAUAUAUCGAUUUCCGUGCACUUGUCAAAUCCAUACAUGACCAUCCCGGAUACCGCACGCUCCUCCCAACACGGGGCCUCCUCGCGUUUAUAUCCACGAAGCCGAUACGCGGAAUAACCAGAGGUGGGUCGAAUGGCUGGAAGAGGAAGUACCAAGACUUCGAAGACUAUGGCACGGAUAUAGUCAGCUCGAUCUCUGUCCUCCCAAAGGCACAUAACAUAUUUCUGGUUGCUGAUGCCGCAGCAAUCAAGGAGAUUACAUUGUCUCGUGCCCAGUUCCCAAAGCCAGUGAAACAGUACGCGGUGCUGACCUUCUUUGGCAAAAAUAUUGUUGCUUCGGAAGGGGAAGAUUGGAAGCGUUACAGGAAGAUUGCUGCACCUGCAUUCUCCGAACGCAACAACAGGCUGGUCUGGGAGGAGACUGUCAAGAUCAUGGCUGACCUAUUCGAGAAUGUCUGGGGAGAACAGAAGGCCAUCACAGUAGACCAUGCGGUGGACAUUACUCUGCCGAUUGCGCUUUUGGUCAUCGGUGUCGCUGGCUUCGGCAGACGGAUGACCUGGCAGGAAGACUCCAAACUUCUCCCAGACGUCUUUGUCAAGCUCGUCACUCCUGACUGGCUCCUGAAGCUGGGCGUGACGGAGCGCAUGAAGCGGGCCAACUUGGCCUUCCAGGAGCUCGAGGCAUGUCGAUAUAUGCUAGAAAUGAUUCAUGCCCGGCGAUACGCCGAGAAGAAAGAGGAGCGAUAUGACCUGUUCAGCGGAUUGCUGGACGCCAGCGAAGAGGAGUCCGAUGGUCAGGCGAAGCUUACGGAUCGGGAACUCCUUGGUAAUAUUUUUAUAUUCCUGCUGGCUGGUCACGAAACCACUGCGCAUACAUUGUGCUUCACGUUUGGGCUGCUUGCGUUGUAUCCCGAGCAACAAGAGAAGCUUUAUCAACACAUCAAGGGCGUCAUUCCCGAUGACAGACUACCGACCUAUCAAGAGAUGAACUCGCUGAGCGAGUCAGUCGCUGUAUUCUAUGAGACACUCCGGUUGUUCCCACCUGUGAUCAAUAUCCCUAAGUAUGCCGCAGAAGAUGCCACGCUCGUCACUACCGACAGCAGCGGUAACAAGGUCGUCGUCCCGGUCCCCCAGGGUAGCGACGUCGGCCUGAGCGUCCUCGGUUUACACUACAACCCCCGCUACUGGCAAGACCCGUAUGCGUUCAAGCCGGAGCGGUUCCAGGGCGACUGGCCGCGCGACGCGUUUCUACCCUUCAGCUCCGGCGCGCGGUCGUGCCUCGGACGCCGAUUCUUCGAGACCGAGGGCAUCGCGAUCUUGACCAUGCUUGUCUCGCGGUACACUGUCGAGAUUAAGCCGGAGCCGGAGUUCGCGGGGGAGUCGUUCGAGGAACGCAAGGAGCGUAUCCUCCGUGUAAAAAGGGGCCUGACAUUAAUGCCCGUCCGGAUGCCUCUGGUGUUCAAGAGGCGGUAG
This is a messenger RNA of Phanerochaete carnosa HHB-10118-sp, 1693 nucleotides long. RefSeq lists its product as uncharacterized. The transcript has 16 exons. Bases 167 to 1693 code for a protein of 508 amino acids. Lineage: Eukaryota; Fungi; Basidiomycota; Agaricomycetes; Polyporales; Phanerochaetaceae. The record is from RefSeq and is a predicted model, not a curated record. Gene Ontology annotation, molecular function: iron ion binding; oxidoreductase activity, acting on paired donors, with incorporation or reduction of molecular oxygen; heme binding.